Messenger RNA from Camponotus floridanus (Florida carpenter ant), 678 nucleotides. RefSeq names its product 39S ribosomal protein L14, mitochondrial (gene mRpL14). Gene Ontology annotation, molecular function: structural constituent of ribosome. The transcript is spliced from 3 exons. The coding region runs from base 211 to 651 and encodes 146 amino acids. Gene Ontology annotation, biological process: translation. NCBI's taxonomy places the organism in Eukaryota, Metazoa, Arthropoda, Insecta, Hymenoptera, Formicidae. Gene Ontology annotation, cellular component: mitochondrion; ribosome. The record is from RefSeq and is a predicted model, not a curated record.
AAAAAUACCGCAAUUACUAUUUCGACGAUUUGUAGGUUACAGCGAAUUUAAGGUUAUGUAAAAACCCUCGCGGUGCGAUUACGACUUCUGUUGUGAUACAAGAACCCGUUCGAGGAUUUGUUGAUCCUAUCUCGAUUGAAAUUUCACAAAGCUGGGAGCUUUUGUUUUAAGAUUGUUUUAAGGAGAAGGUGUCUCUCAACCUCUGGGAUAAUGUUGCCCGUCACAACAUUAAAUAUUACAAGCAGGGGCAUUUCUACGUCAGCUCCUGUAAAUCAGAUAAUUAAACUAAGUCGAUUGAGAGUAGUAGAUAAUAGCGCAAUAGGGAAGAAAGCUAUGUUGGAAGGCAAGCCACCACGAUGCAUACACAUUUAUAACAAAGUUGGAGUUGGUUAUAUCGGGGAUAGAAUUUUAGUCGCUAUAUGUGGCGAGAAGAAAAAGGGUAUAUUAGUUGGAUUAAAGCAGGUUCAGGCACCUAAAGUUCCUAAAUUUGACACUAAUAAUUUGGUGCUUAUCGAUGAUAAUGGAACACCCUUGGGUACAAGAAUACAAGUACCUAUCCCACAUAUACUUAGAACGAAAAUGAAGGAGAAAACCCAUAGCAAAGGAGCAGAUUAUACCAAAUUGAUAGCAAUUGCAUCCAGAUUUAUAUAAUGUAUAUUAUUUAUCAUUAUAAUGUAU